UCUGUUUGUUUAUAUCGUCACGUAGACAACCCUUAAAAACGGGUUCAGUUGAUAGAAUAAGAAUUAAUUUAUAAUACAUAAAUAAAAAAAGUACGACUUUGUUGUGGGCGUGGAAAACAUUCGUGUUGCUUUCACGUUGUUUCUAGACGGGUUGUUGUUCAGUCGUACAGGAGUAACGCCGUAUUUCCUCCUGCUGCAUACAAAACAAAGGGGGUGCCGACUUGUUUGCCUCCAAAAAUGAGUUUGUUUUUGCCCAAAUUGACUUGCAAAAAAGACAUAGAUGAAGUCAUUAAAGGCGUCGCGGAGAAGGUGUUAGUCUUGAGAUUCGGCAGAGACGAAGACUCGGUUUGUCUCCAUCUGGAUGAGAUUCUGUCAAAAACAGCUCAUGACCUGAGCAACAUGGCCUCAAUAUACAUUAUUGAUGUGGAUAAAGCUCCAAUCUACACCAGAUACUUUGACAUCAGCUACAUCCCCUCCACUGUUUUCUUUUUCAAUGGACAGCACAUGAAAGUGGAUUAUGGCUCUCCAGAUCACACCAAAUUUGUCGGCAGCUUCAAGACCAAGCAAGAUUUCAUGGAUCUUAUUGAAGUCAUUUACAGAGGAGCCAUGCGUGGGAAGAUGAUUGUUCAGAGUCCAAUAGAUCCUCAAAAUAUUCCAAAAUAUGAUCUCCUCUACCAUGGUAUUUAGAGUUAGAGUUCCCACCUACACAGUGUGGCCUUAUGUUUAUAAGGACGUAUUGCUGUUGGCAUCAACCUCUUCCACCAUCAUUUAAUAAAAUGCUGGUUAACGACUCGACUAAAGAUAGCUCUUUUUUGUUUUGACACACUCUAAAAAAUUCUCAAUAUAAAAUAAUUGUUAGUUUUUUAGAUUGCGAAUAAAGAACUUGAAAGCCUUUAUUUAUUUACUUUUUACUGGGCCUUUAUUUAGAGACUUUUUACUGGGCCUUUAUUUAGAGACUUUUCCUUCGGUCAACACAAAUAUUUGAGGAUAAGGUGACGGUAAACAAAUAAAUUGCUAACUUGUUAACAUAGUUUGAAAGAAUAUUGGUUUAAGACUGGUUUUGCAAAUGUUUACUGCUGAAGUAAUUGUCGGUAAUCCCUCAAGUAUACACCCAAUCUUUUCAUCAGUAAAAGUAAACUCACAUUUUGUUUACAAGUAAACUGCACAGGGAACAGGUAAAGAAAAUGUCCACACAAGAACACUGUUUACCCAAACAUCUGUGAAAUGCAUCAAAUUCAUAUGUGAUUGAGUUGCUCAUUUCAGUGUUUGGUUCCCACAAAUACAACACAAAACAUGAAAUAUUUUCUCAUGAUAACAGGAAGAAGAAAACUUAUUAUACCUGCCCCUUUGAUCAUGUAAGAGUUUUAAAUGUGGAACAGACUGACAUUUAAAUAAAUAAAAGACCAAAAUCAGUUUGAUUUAACCCUAACCCAUUAUUUUUUCCCUUUUUUAUUUUCUUACUGUUUUGAACUAUACAAUUUGAUAUGGAAGGUCUGAUUAUUGAAAAACAUGUUUUAUUUCGUUCUAUUUGUUUCUUCUGAAAAGGCUGUGUCAUUAUGAUGUUUCCCAUGGAAAAGAGCUGCAUGUCAGCAGAGAGAUACACUUUAUUUAUCCAAUGUCUGUGCUUUGUUUGUACAAUAAACUUGAUUAUAAAACUAUA
Molecule: messenger RNA, 1660 nt
Organism: Labrus bergylta (ballan wrasse)
Lineage: Eukaryota; Metazoa; Chordata; Actinopteri; Labriformes; Labridae
Gene: txnl4b
Product: thioredoxin-like 4B
Biological process (GO): mRNA splicing, via spliceosome
Cellular component (GO): spliceosomal complex; U4/U6 x U5 tri-snRNP complex; U5 snRNP
Source: RefSeq, a predicted model, not a curated record